CGCAGACCAGCAGCUGCACUCCUUCACAGACCCGUGCUAUUAUUGUCCUCGCUGGACUCCCGUAGGCUCCGCUCGAGCGAGCUGACAGGAAUGCGGCCUGGAAACAUUCCCACCGCAUGCGUUCAGAAACGACCCCGGCCAGCGGACAGGAAGUGCGUCACGCUCUGGAUGCUUUCUUUAUGUAACGGCCGCUCGCUCUCAGCAUGCUUAGACGCUGACCUCCGUUGGCAGGAGCCCGGAGGGGACUCGCUCGCCUCUCUAUGCCCGCGUCACACCGUCUUCGGUCUCCAGCGGCGCGUCCGGCGCGGUCCAGCUCGGCCUGGAGGUCACCUGACGGUCUCAUGUCGUUUGGUGAAUUCGGUUCAUUGCUAUUCUUAGCAGCGCUCAGUGCCGAGGACGAGCGAGCCGCGGGCUGGGGAUGAUGGGUACGAACGCUCUGAUGCUCAGCUGGUCGUCCCCGGAGCUGGAGCCCAGCCAGAUCCGUCUCAUCGUCUACCAGGACUGCGAGCGGCGCGGCAGGAACGUCCUCUUCGACUCGGACGCCAGAAAGAGAAGCACGGAAGACGCCCCGGUCACGAGGGUGUGUGGAGAGGCCCAGGCGAAGAUGUUUGGGAAGUGUUGUCAGCUGAGGCCCACGGGCGGCAGCUCCAGUUCUCUGGACAGCAGCUCGUCCUGCGCCUCCGAGCCCAAAGAACAGAACCGCUUCCAGGGCUCCUCCCGGUGCUCGUCGGACGCUAACAUGCUCGGAGAGAUGAUGUUCGGCUCGGUGGCCAUGAGCUACAAGGGGUCCACGCUGAAGAUCCACCAGAUAAGAUCUCCGCCACAGCUGAUGCUCAGUAAAGUGUUUACAGCGAGAACGGGCGGGAGCGUCUAUGGAAGCCUGAACACACUGCAGGACAGUUUAGAGUUCAUCAAUCAGGACUCUGGAGCGCGGCCCGAGCAGAACACCGCCGCUAACGGCUUCCUGGGCAGCAUAGGUUUCUCUCAGCUCUGCAGCCCGCGCCGGGCGCUCUCAGAGCAAGGCCCUCUCCGUCUCAUCAAGAGCGCCUCUUUCUUUUCAGGACACAGUAACCCCAUGGACAUGCCGGGCCGAGGCCUGUAUGAUGAGAGAGACAGCGGCAUUGCUCGCUCAGCAUCUUUAAGCAGCCUGUUGAUCACCCCGUUUCCGUCACCGGGCUCCUCUCUCACCAGCAGCUGUGCUAGUAGCUACCAGCGACGCUGGUUACGAAGCCAAACCACCAGCCUGGAGAACGGUGUCUUCCCUCGAUGGUCUGUGGAGGAGAGCUUCAACAUGUCUGACGAGAACGGCGGGCCGAGUUUGGGCGUCGCCAGGAAGAAGAAGAUCGCCAUUGGUGUCAUCUUCAUGCUCUCGCCCAACGAGGAAGAAAACGCCAAGUUCCAGGACUUUUUCUUCUCUCACUUUCCUCUCUUUGAGAGUCACAUGAACAAACUCAAAAGUGCCAUUGAGCAGGCUAUGAUACUGAGCCGCAGGUCAGCUGAUGCCAGCCAGAGAGCUUUGGCUUACAGUCGCAUGGUGGACGGCCUCAAUGAGUUUAGGACGACCAUCUGCAACCUGUACACCAUGCCGCGUGUGUCUGAGCCCGUCUGGCUCACCAUGAUGUCGGGUCCCCCUGAAAAGAACCAGCUUUGUGGCCAGUUCAUGAGGGAGCUGGCCCUGCUCAUGGAGCAAGCCUCCAAGAACCAAUUCCUCCCAGCUCUCCUCACCGCGGUUCUAACUAACCAUCUCGCCUGGGUUCCCACGGUCAUGCCCAACGGUCAGCCACCCAUAAAGAUCUUCCUGGAGAAGCACUCGUCUCAGAGCGUGGACAUGCUGGCGAAAACGCAUCCCUACAACCCACUUUGGGCGCAGCUUGGUGACCUGUACGGAGCGAUCGGCUCACCUGUGCGUCUGUCCCGUACGGUGGUGGUCGGCCGGAGACAGGAGCUGGUGCAGCGUCUUCUCUAUGUGCUGACCUACUUCAUCCGCUGCUCGGAGUUACUGGAAACGCACCUGCUGGAGAGCGCCGAGGACGAGGCCAUCGUGAUGCCCGGCUCGCUCAUCACCACGUCGCUGCGCCGCGGAGAGGUGGAGGAGUCCGACUACGUGCUGGUCACCGUGCACAAGCCGAGCCAGGACUACCUUUCCCAGGGUGCUGAGGGGGAGGAUGGCUACCCGUCUGAUGACAACGGCUUACAGAGCGGCACGUACAUGGACCCGGAAGCCCCAGGUGAGCUCAAGCGCCCGCAUCCCGCCGCUCCGGAGCCGGGCCGAAUCGGCGACGCUCCGGUCUGCAGAGAAGCAGAGAGCCCGCGCCUCGAGACUCGACUGGAAACCGUGCUCAAAGUCGGCUCCAACUCGCCGUGCGAGAGACGACCCUCGCUGGAGAUUCAAGUGGAUGAGGCGGAGCCGGUCGGCGUGCCCAUCAGGAUCUUCCAUCCAUCAGAUAUCCUGCUAGAAAAGAAGCCCCCCGACAAGAGCUUCGAGAACGCCGGGAACGAGCCCUCCGCUAAAGUCACAUUCCUCAUCGGAGACUCCAUGUCUCCUGAAUCUGACAUGGAGAGUCGGCAGCAGAAGCUGGAGGAGGAGAUCAAGAAGCACAAGAAGCUUCUCAAGGACAACCAGCAGAAGCAGUGUCACGGCGAGGCGAAGCUGGACCAAAUCAAGAGCAGAACGAGAAAGACGUCUCAGUGGUGUCCGAGAGCGCAAGGCGACUGCGUGGACAUGUUUGACGAGUAUUUCAGCGAUGACAAUCCCGUGGAGACGAGGACUAUUGACGACGUCUACCGAGCGGAGAUGAAAGGCGCGGGAAGCGGUGGCCCGCGGUCGGACGCUGUCGGGUGUGAGUGCGCCGCGGGUGGCGUCGGAGCGGGCUGCUGUAAGACCUGUUCUGCCGAGCAGGACAAGGGCAUCGAGAUGUCGCUGAGCGUUCCUUCACAAGGCACCGUGGGGGAGAAAAAGAAAGCGGCGCCGCUGAACGACUGGGAGAUCCCGCGCAACGAGAGCUCGGACAGUGCUCUGGGGGACAGCGAGAGCGAGGACGCCGGACAGGAGCUACCCCGGCAGGAGCCCGAUGGGCCCUUCUACUCUGACGAGCAGGGAGACUGGCAGGAUGAGCUCGAGGUGCCUUUACCCGGGGCGAAGCUGGUGGAGAACUACUCCAAACCAAGCAUUGCCAACUUCGGGAGGUCACUCUUCGGUGGAUACUGUCCCACGUACGUCCCAGACUUUGUUCUGCAUGGAGCCCCCAGUGAUGAGAAACUGAGGCAGAACCUCGUGUCGGAUCUGGCCCAUGCUGUGCAGCAUCCCGUGCUGGACGAGCCCAUCGCCGAGGCCGUCUGCAUUAUCGCAGACACCGAUAAGUGGAGCGUGCAGGUGGCCAGCAGCCAGAGACGAGCCUCGGACAAGCUGGGCAAAGAGGUGCUGGUCUCCAACCUCGUGUCCAACCUGCUCCAGUCCACCUUCCAGCUCUACAAACUCAACCUGUCGCCAAACUUCUGUAUAAUGCAUCUGGAGGACCGGCUGCAGGAACUCUACUUCAAGAGCAAAAUGCUGGCCGAGUACUUGAAAGGACAGACCAGGGUGCACGUGAAGGAACUGGGCAUGGUUCUAGGGAUCGAGUCGAACGAUCUGCCCCUGCUAGCGGCCAUAGCGAGCACACACUCGCCGUACGUGGCCCAGAUUCUGCUGUAGGCCACACGGAGAGCGAGAGAGACUCCAUUCCCCUCCGGCGGACGGGUGGGGGCCCCCGGGGGCCCCCCCGAGACUGCUGGAGCCGGGAGGCCGUUGGGGGGACGGUCUCGGGGCGAGCAGACUGCAGGACAGACGCUCUGCCGUUAACCCAGAGCUCCCCUCACAGUGACCUGGGAAGUACGACGUCUCAACGGCGGACGCACGGAGUGCAUUUUUAUUUUUAUUCCAUAAACCACGUUUUGUUUUUAUUUCUCGUUCUUUUACGCAACGUAAGAAUGUAAAAGCCAAAGAAGAAACCCGAGCAGCCCUUGCGUACGUCAAGAACAAACACUGAAGCUGUUCCUGGCACCUUCUUCAAAUCAACGCAGGAAGCGGACACUUUUCUAAAAUCAGUUUUAUGAUUUUAAAUGAAUAUAUCACGGACUGUUGUCGAUCGAUCGUGGCGGUGAUGAUGUAAUAUUCCUUUCUUUUGUGUUUACAAGCGAAUUUACCCUGUCGUGUCCAGCUGAAAUGAGCUCUACCUCAAACCUGCAGUAUCUCACACACACACACACACACACACACACACACACACACACACAUCAUCUCACAUCCUAAAUCAAACAUUUGAGGUAAAGUCUUCAUUUAGUUUUUCAGUCACCCAAUAAUGAAAAGCAUGAAACCGUGGCACGAUUCUCAUGAAUGAGCUCUGUUUUUAUCGCUUUAGCUGUAACAGAAGUGUUUACCUGUCCUGUGGAAAUGAUUGAGAGAUGUAUUUUUUAUUUGAAGAGUCAUUUAGACAUUCUGUGUGAUGCGAUUAAUCUUAUUAUUUUUUUAAGGGAAUGAUUCGGUCGAGAGAAACGCGACGGUCACCAAUCACUACGUCAGGAUUUGCGCUGGACCCUUUUUUUAACACUGAUCCAGGGACAUUCAACAAUCUUCUUGUAUUUUCAGGAUUGAAAUGCUGAAUUGUUUUUUUUUGUUCACGUGUCUUGUUAGCUUGCCGAUUGUUUACUGAUGGAAUAACUGAGAAAUGGAUAAUAAAAGGAACACGCAAAGAUCCAAUCAGUCAGUGACUUGCGAAGAUGUUUCUGAACGGUUGGCUUGCUUCGUCUUCGGGUCAGACCGUACAUCCAAGUCUUAAUCGACAAAAGAAAAAUAGAAUAUAAAAACAAACCACAGGCUUGUUGCAGGUUAUUUUAGCUGGUGAAAACAUGUAGGAGUUGCUUCGGUGCAAAACAUUUUGUAUUAAAUAAAAAAAGAAAACUAUAUCCAUUUGUCUUCUCCAGAAUGUGUAUUUAUAUCUAAUUAUUUCUUUAUACAAAAAAGCAUUUAAUUUAUUUACUUGGCAUGCAUUGGUAAAUGUUAGCUGUAUAUACUGCAUAGAUUUUCUUCAUGUAUUUGUACAUAAAGCCUCUCUUUUUGACCUUAUCUUUGUUUCCCAGUUUUUAUGGGAAUAUUGUGCAAUAAAUAUGCUGACAAUACAAUUAUA
This is a messenger RNA of Puntigrus tetrazona (Sumatra barb), 5162 nucleotides long. It is a transcript of the gene fnip1, whose product is annotated as folliculin interacting protein 1. The record is from RefSeq and is a predicted model, not a curated record. The transcript is spliced from 18 exons. Lineage: Eukaryota; Metazoa; Chordata; Actinopteri; Cypriniformes; Cyprinidae. The coding region runs from base 419 to 3691 and encodes 1090 amino acids. Gene Ontology annotation, molecular function: ATPase inhibitor activity; protein-folding chaperone binding. Gene Ontology annotation, cellular component: cytoplasm.